Jatropha curcas is the source of this 6477-nucleotide messenger RNA. Its product is annotated as putative E3 ubiquitin-protein ligase LIN-1. Lineage: Eukaryota; Viridiplantae; Streptophyta; Magnoliopsida; Malpighiales; Euphorbiaceae. Gene Ontology annotation, molecular function: ubiquitin-protein transferase activity; protein binding. Gene Ontology annotation, biological process: protein ubiquitination. The record is from RefSeq and is a predicted model, not a curated record.
AAAAAAAAAGAAAAAAAAAAAAAAAAAAAAAAAAAAGAAAAAAAAAGGCUCUAAGCCACAUGUACAUAUACACCAGUGUUAUUUGACAUGUAAUAAAGAAAACCACGUUAACAUCUGCCACAUCAUCAUACUGCAAUGCUCCAUUGUGACACGUGUCUUAUAUUAGCAUGUCCGCUUUGCAAAUGUCAUCACACGUAAGCCUCAUAGGAAGCUUAGUCACACGUGUCACAGAUUGCCAUGUCAUUUCCGUACACGUCGUCACUUGCGUGCCACGUAGGAUGCUCUGAUCCAUGUGUUAAAUGUCGGCCACAUAGGCUAUUACACAUCAUCAAGUGCAUGCCACAAACGUGUUGCAUGUCAGCUAUGUACACGUCAUUUAUCGUGUGCCACAUAGGAGAUUUACUACGUGUCAAGUGAUGGCAUUGUCAAUUAGUACGCGUCAUCAGCGGCACGUAGAACUGUUUCACCUGUCAUGAUGUACAGCAUGUCAGGUUGUACACAUCUCAUGACCACAUAGGAGCUUCUGUCCAUGUUCAUUUCAUUGCCAUGUCAUAUGUAGACACAUCAUCAACACAUGUACGAAGGUGCACAUGUCAUCUAUGUACAGGUCAUCGGAUACACACCACCUAGGAGGCUUCUUCAGUAGUCUUCGCCACAUAUGCAUUUUGUUCCACGUGUCAUUCUGUUUGCUUGUUAGCUUCUGCAAGUUAUCAUCCUGUGCCACAUGGGAAGCUUGGUCAUCGUGUCUUGUACUUGCUACGUCAUAGGUAGCCACACCAGCAAUUUCAUGUCACUUUUAGCCACAUCGUCAUUAGCAUGCCUGCCAGAUCGGAUUUAACGUGGCAUAGGCUAAUCCUAUGCUUCCUCCAUGUGAAGUGAAGCUAUCUGUUUUGGACACAUAAUCAGAAUUUGCAGUCCACUCUUGCCACGUGGUCUCAAGCCAGACAAGAACCAAUGAGUUUCUUCCACACUAGUAAAAGGCCGCAGGUCAACGUCUGUCAUUCGUCCCUCCUUCCACAAGAUUCGGUUUUUGACCAAAAUCUCUGCAAAUUGAGCUUCGAUAGAUCUGCUGCGGUGAUAUCACAGAUUUUCUUUGUUACUUUCAUAAAAUCUUUAAUUUGUUAUCCUUGCACGAUCAACGGCUUCAUGAGCUAUUUGUGUUCCGCCAAAUUUCUAACCUGAAAUCGAUUUUGCAGAGAUGGCUUCCAUUUUCCAUUUCACUAAUUAGGGAGUUUGGAAUAGUUGAACAAUGGAUUUCGAAAUAAUUUAAAUGACGAUUAAUACGAUGGAAUCCUUUGAAUCGAGUCCCCUGAUAAUCCUGAACAUGGAGCACCCAGGUGCUAUCCUCCUUCAUAGUAAAUCUUUCAGAACAAACAAACUGCCUAGGGAUGCCAAAGUUGGAAGAAACUUGCAAUGUUUCUGUCUUCUAUUCACAGGUUCCGCAAAUGGAUGUGAUUUCUGGAUUGAAACCUCAGAAACAGACUCCAAAAAGACAUGUUAUUUUAUUGGAUUUGCAAAAGAGGAACUUUCAUAUGAAGAAAUUAGGUGAAAGGAGUAACCUUUGGUCUAUGUCUUGGUUCCUCCGACUCCAAAUGUUGAUGCAAUUUCAGACCGGAAGCAGAUAUGUUACCAGGUGACUAUAGGUUUGCGAUGGAACGGAAGGAUAUUGUAAGGUUUCUAAUCACUACUGUGGAUAGUUUUUUACAAGAUCGGUUGAUCAAUAAGGAGCAAAGGGCCCUGCACAAAGAACAGUGUGCUGAGAGAUUAGCGGCUGAAGAUGGGAGCUGUGACAAGGACACAGAGGUUCGAUACUCUGAUCAAGCAGUAUUAGCAAAUUUAGAUUGGGGUAUUGAAGCCCUAGAAGAAGCUAUCAACACUGCUAAUAUAGAAACAAAGUUGGCACGACUAGAUCAUGCAGAGAAGAUGCUGCAAGUUUGUGCCAUGUUGAAUUCCAACCAAAGGACAGCCGGAGUUCCCAAUUUCUACCUCUCUGCUUGGGCUCACCUUAACCUUUCAUAUCUCUGGAAACUGCGUAACAAUGUUCACAAUUCAGUUUAUCAUGUUCUUGAGAUGUUUAUUAUUGAUCCAUUCUUCUCAAGGAUUGAUUUUGCUCCUGAACUUUGGAAAGAUUUAUUUCUGCCACAUAUGAGCUCAAUUGUUGGGUGGUAUUCCGAGGCAAGGCACAGGCUGAUGAUGGAAGUGGUUCCUGAUUCUGCUGAUUUGUCAUUUACGGCUGACUUGGAUCAAUUCUUCAAUGAGUCUCUGGUCUUUUCUUUGAGGCCAGACCAAGUGGAAAAAUUGCAGAAGUUGGAGCUGCUUUAUGGAGAAUCAUUGGAUGAGAACACACGGCUUUUUGCUACAUACUAUGAAGAUUGCAUGAACGUUGAUUCUACCACAAGCAAAAAGAUGGCUCCAAUGUUGCCAAUAGCAGAGCCACCAAUGACUCCUCUGCAUGAGGUUAGCCGAUCAAUUCCUGAUUAUGUGAAAUUUGGUCCCAUCUUGCCUAAGAGUGCUGGUUUUUCUCCAGUUCUUCGUUCUAAAUAUGAUGCAAGAGAAGCAAGCAGAUUGAGUAGAGGUUCAACUAUCUCAAAUAACUUUGAAGAUUCUACGUUGUGGGAUCCUCAGGAGGCCAUGCCUGAAGAGAAUGAAGAUGAUUCUGAUUGUGAACCUAAUGAUGCUGAUUUGAAUUCUGAAGAUCAAAGUGAUAAGUUGGUAAUCCUUACCUGCAAGACAACAACCCAGAAUAAGGAAAUUGGCGGAAGCAUAAAGUCAUCUAAAUCAAACAGCCAAAAGCAUUCACCCACAAUUUUCUCUCCUAUGGAUUCCCCAAGAAAUCUUUUGUCCAAGAUUUCUUCUUCAAAUAUAGAUAUGCAUCCUAAAAAGGAAUCCACACCUCUAUUGCGGCUUCUGUCCGGCCAUGUCACGGAUUCUACAAUUGCCCCCUCUGUGCCUGUUUCUCCACAGGGGAGUAAUUGUUACAGCAUUAGGUCACCAGACUCAGAUGUUGAAGCAAUAGAUCUGCAAAGAAGUACCAGGAGAAACUACAGUCGGAGGUGCAGUAUAAGUUAUGAAAAUAUAAACAGCCAUGUAUCAGAGACUGGUUCUCUUAACGAGAGUGAGGAAGGAAGCCAGAGUUGCAUUUCUCUCCCCAUGUCUGAUAAGUUGUCUUCUCGUUCAAGACCACCAAAAGAUUUUGUUUGCCCUAUCACAGGUCAGCUUUUUAAUGACCCAGUUACCCUUGAAACUGGUCAGACUUAUGAAAGAAAAGCAAUUCAAGAAUGGCUAGGAAGAGGAAAUGCAACAUGCCCCAUUACUCGGCAAGCUCUAUCUGCAAAUUCACUGCCCAAAACAAAUUAUGUUUUGAAGAGACUCAUAACAUCUUGGAAAGAGCAGUACCCUGAUCUUGCUCAGGAAUUUUUGUACUCUGAAACACCGAGGAACUCAUUCAGCUGCUCCUCCAUGAAAGAAACUUCGUUCACAUCGACUCCCUUGAGAACAUUUGAUUUUAGCAAUUACAAUAGCACGGAUAAUCAUAUUCAUCAUAGGAGCAAAAGAUUUGUACGGUCAGCUGUAUCUACAUCCCCAACUAGUGUAAUUUCCCAAGCCACUAUAGAAACAAUCAUCAACGGCUUAAAGGCACAUAUUUCAUGUAUCUGCACUUCAGAAAACUUACAAGAAUGUGAAUCAGCAGUUUUAGCAAUUGCAAAAUUAUGGAAGGACUCAAAGGGUGACCCUGCGGUUCAUUCAUAUUUGUCGAAACCAACAAUUGUAAAUGGGUUUGUGGAAAUACUAUCAGAUUCUCUGAACAGAGAAGUUCUCAGAACAUCAAUUUUCAUUCUUUCUGAACUGUUAUUUUCAGAUGAGAGUGUGGGAGAGAUUCUGACCGGUGUAGAUUCUGAUUUUGAUUGCUUGGCUGCUUUGCUUAAAAAUGGGCUAGCUGAAGCUGUUGUUCUUAUAUACCAGCUGAGGCCAUCAUUUGCUCAGCUUUCGGCCCACAGCUUGAUACCCUCCCUUGUUAAUAUAAUCCAGAUGAAAACUGAAGAUCCAGAUGAUCUUCAGUUAGUGAUAGAGCCAAAGGAUGCUGCCUUAGCGAUGCUUGAGCAGAUACUUACAGGAGGGGAUGAAAACAGCCAGUCUGUUAAUGCUGUUAGUGUUAUUUCUACAAAUGGAAUUCCAGCAUUGGUUAAGUGUUUGGAUGAGGUUGAAGGAAGAAAAUCUGUUAUUACCAUACUUCUAAGCUGCAUCCUUGCUGAUAAGAGUUGUCGGAACUUCAUAGCAAGUAGAAUCCAAUUACAUCCUGUUCUUGAGUUAUUUCAUUCUGGAAAUGAUAGUGUAAGAGGCAUAUGCAUGGAUUUUCUUUCAGAGUUAGUUCAGUUAAACAGGAGGACAUUCUGCAAUCAGAUCUUGCAGAUAAUUAAAGAUGAAGGAUCAUUCAGUACCAUGCAUACCUUUCUUGUGUAUCUUCAAAUGGCUCCCAUGGAGCAGCAACCUGCCAUUGCCACUCUUCUUCUGCAGCUUGAUCUCUUGGUUGAGCCACGGAAGAUGAGCAUUUAUAGGGAAGAAGCUGUGGAAACACUUAUUGAAGCACUUCAAAAAAAGGACUUUUCUAAUUCCCAAAUGAUGGCUCUAGAUGCUUUAUUAUCUCUUUCUGGACGUCUCACUUCGUCUGGGAAGUCUUAUAUGGAAGCCUGGCUACUUAAUAUUGUAGGAUUUAGUCAACCUUACAAUGCUCUGAUGAAGGCAGAGGGACUGAAGAAGCGAGAAAAUAAUUUGCUGGAAACAAUGGAAGACGAAGAGAAAGCUGCAAGUUCUUGGGAGAAAAAGGUAGCUUUUGUACUUUGCAAUCACGAAAAAGGUUCUAUUUUUAAAGCUUUGGAGGAAUGUUUCAAGAGUAACUCCUUGGAGAUGGCAAAAUCAUGCCUUGUCAUUUCCACAUGGCUUACAUACAUGCUUUCAGUUCUUCCUGAUACCGGUGUAAAAGAAGUUGCUCGUAAGUCCUUGCUUGAUGAAUUUAUAGAUGUCCUCCAAUCAUCGAGAAACAUGGAAGAGAAGAUUAUGGCGACCCUUGCGUUGAAAACUUUUGUUAGUGACCCAGCUGCACUUGAGGAGAUGGGAAAGUAUGCCAAAUGCAUCUAUAAAACCUUGAGAAAGUUUAAGAGAACCUCCCCUGUGAUUACUGAUGUACUGAAAUCGUUGAUGAACCUGUCCUCUGUCAAUGCAACAGAGUUGUGGCAUUGUACUGAAGUGGUCGAGUUGGAAUCAUCUGCAAAUGGUGAAGUUCUGUCAUUGCUUCAUCUGAAAGGCCGUGUUUUAAGCGGCCAUUCUGAUGGAACCAUAAAGGUGUGGGAUGCUGGGAAGAGGGGUUUAAGGUUAAUUCAUGAAGUUCGUGAACACACAAAAGCUGUCACAUGCCUUUAUGUUCCAUCUUCCGGUGAUAAAUUGUACAGCGGUUCCUUAGACAAAACGGUCCGGGUCUGGGCAAUCAAGCCUGAAGAAAUUCACUGUGUUCAAGUUCAUGAUGUGAAAGAGGUAGUGUAUGAGUUGACAGCUAAUGCUAAAGUCGCAUGCUUUAUCUCUCAGGGAACAGGAGUUAAGGUAUACAAUUGGUCUGGGGUUCCAAAGCAUGUAACCUUCAACAAAACUGUGAAGUGCCUUGCUAUGACAGGGGAUAAAUUAUAUUGUGGUUGCUCUGGCUACAGUAUCCAGGAGGUGGAUUUGUGCAAAUUGACAUCAACCACGUUCUAUUCUGGUACAAGAAAAUUGCUGGGGAAACAAAUUAUACAUUCCCUACAUAUUCAUGAUGGUCUUCUCUUGGCUGGUGGCUCGGCAAUUGAUGGCACAGCAGGCAAGGUAUUUUCUCACUCCACAAAAGCAGUAGUGGGAUCAUUUUCAACAGGAAUGGACAUCCUGCGUAUUGUUGCCAACAAUGACUUCAUAUUCACAGCCACAAAAUGUGGGGCGAUUGAGGUUUGGUUAAAAGAAAGAGUAACAAGAGUUGCCUCCAUCAAGGUGACUGGUGGCAGCCAUUCAAAAAUGACAUCUUUAACAUCUGAUAUGGAUGGAGGAAUGCUGUAUGCUGGUUAUUCUGAUGGCAAGAUUCAGGCUUGGGCAAUGGACUGAAGAAUCCUGCAAAAGUUCCAUUUGAUGUAAAUAAAGUUCAUUUACAGAGCGACGAAUCCUGUUAACUUGUUAAAAUCUCUUUACUUGUCAUCAUAUUUUGUCCAAGGCUUAUUUGGUUAUUAAAAUUCUCAUCCACUGUCCAUUUUCUAUAGUUUUACAAUGGAGUCUCCUGAUUAGAUCCCAGUAUUAUUUAACAAAAAUACUGUUGAAAAUUCAAUGUUGGAUUUACUAGAGGCAACCGGAACGAAAAGGCAACUUAUAUUUGUUAGACACGAUCAGCAAAGUGACACCCUUCGGCGAUUAAUCAGAGCUCCACAAUUUCUCACCCCUCUUUUUCAGCGUAGGUAGAAUCUUUCA